Rhizophagus irregularis DAOM 181602=DAOM 197198 is the source of this 1139-nucleotide messenger RNA. RefSeq lists its product as uncharacterized. Gene Ontology annotation, molecular function: protein binding. The record is from RefSeq and is a predicted model, not a curated record. Lineage: Eukaryota; Fungi; Glomeromycota; Glomeromycetes; Glomerales; Glomeraceae.
AAACUUGGAAAUUAUAUUUAGAACUUUGUGAUAAAAAGCAAUUAUAUCUUCUAUCACCUUUACAACAUUCUAAAGUACUAAAAACUUUUUCAUUCAAAAAAUCUUUUAAUGAAAAACAAAGACAUAAUUUAGAGACACAACUCUUGUUUAUUUUUAAUAGAAUGAAAGGAGUUGGAAUUGAACCAGACGUAAAUGAUUUUACUCAUAUGAUGAAUGUAUUUAGUUUAAUAGGAAAUUCCAAAAUUUGCGAUAAACUUUGGGAAGAAAUGACCAAAAGGAAAAUUCAACCUAAUACAUAUACGUACAAUUCUUACAUAACUUCAUGCUGGGGAUUGAUCAAGUCAAAUAAACGAAAGGAAGAAGGGUUUCGGAAAGCUCAAAGAAUUCUGAUCGAUCUUAAUAAUAUUGGAAGGAAACCAAAUUUAGUAACAAAUUGCUUUUUAAUUCGAUUGUUUUCAGCGUCAAAAAGAUUGGAGAAUGCUCAAGGUUUACUUGAAACUAUUUUUUCUCAAAAAAAUAUUUCAAAAAAAAUAAGAAAAGAAAUUUUACGAAAUAAGUCAAUAGUAACUCACACUUUUAAUUAUUUAAUGAAUGCACAUGGCAAUGCAGGAGAUUUAUUAAUGAUGGAUAAGUGUUUUCAAAUUUUCCUAAAAACCGAAUUACCGCCGCAUAUUUAUAUGUUCAAUACGUUUGUUAGAAAUUCUAGUAGAAUGGAUGUAAAUAAAGCCAAAGGAUACAUUAAGAAAAUGACUCAAGAAUUUGAUUUAGAACCGACUCAUCAAAUAUUUGGUUAUAUAUUAUUUAAUUUAUAUGAAAAAGGGCUAACUAGAAAAGCUGUGGAAUUUUUAAAAGUUAUGCAAGAUGAAUUCGAGUUUCCUCCUUCUAAAUUAAUGUUGAUUAAAAUUUAUAUGUCAAUGUUAAGGAAAAAUAGACAUGACGAUGCAAAAGAAUUUGCAGCUCAGUGGAAAAUUCCUAUCAAUAUAUAAUAAAUUCUAUUAUUUUGGACGAAGCUUGCUUCUUUUUCGGUACGGACUGAUUUACAAGUUGUCAUGUGAUGAUAAUCUCCUUGUACGAUACUUGGAUCUAAUCCAAUGAAUUUGCUUGAUUUAUUCCCAAGUUCAUCGUCUCUUUUUCUCAAA